Molecule: messenger RNA, 1340 nt
Organism: Siniperca chuatsi (mandarin fish)
Lineage: Eukaryota; Metazoa; Chordata; Actinopteri; Centrarchiformes; Sinipercidae
Gene: igldcp
Product: galectin 17
Exons: 7
Coding region: 120-953 (277 amino acids)
Biological process (GO): immune response; positive regulation of T cell proliferation; T cell costimulation
Cellular component (GO): external side of plasma membrane
Source: RefSeq, a predicted model, not a curated record
CGUCAGCUGUGGAGGUGGAGGUGAUAAAGGCUGGUGUGGACUGAGGGUAAACACACUUUCUGAAACAGCGCGGAGGAAAGAGAAGCUGGACUGAACUGAGUUUCCAAACAGCAGGCAUCAUGAAAACUCUCAGAGGGCGACACUGGUUUUUCAUACAUCUACACUGUGUCCUGGUUGGCAGUUUAGUUGACUCCUCUUCCCUGUCCUCCGCCAGCCAUUUCCAGUCCGUCAGCUCCAGCGUGGGAAACCAGGCGGUCCUUCCCUGCAGCUGGAAGCCUCGUCUGGGGGACGUGGCCCCGUCCGCCUGCCACAUCCAGUGGACGACCCCGGCCGACACCGUGUUCGAGCUGCGGGGAGAGCAGAAGUGGCAGGCGGAGGAGUUCGAGGGCCGGGCGGAGGUUCCUGAGGACAGGCUCGGGUCCGGGGAUUGUUCCCUGAUCAUCAGCGACGUUCAGAUCGGAGACUCGGGGAGAUACGAGAGCUUCAUGGUGGUUGACGGAGUGAGGUCCAAAAAAACCAGGGUCUUCAUUCAGAGCGUCAAGCUGUCUGUGUUUGACCACAAAUCCUUACAGUCUCACAGUCCAGGUGAGGACUUAGUUCUGGAUCUCCACACUCGUCACUCUGUGAGAGUGGUCUUCCAGGGCAGGAACAGCUCGGAGUGGUCGAACCUGUGGAUGAGGGGGGAUGAAGACAGUGAGCGUCUGGAGAAACAUCCACUGAGAGAGCAGCUGACAAUAAGGAAGUUAAAGAGCUCAGACGAAGGAACGUACAAAGUUCUGGAUGAACAGGGCCUCGCUGUCAGCACCGUGCAGCUCUCUGUGGAAGAAAGAUCCACAGCUCUCCACCAGAUUCAGGAAAAUCAAGUACCAGCAGAUGAUGCUGCCAAAAGCAGCUGCUCAGCACUUCUCACCUUGUCUGUUCUUGUCACGAGUUUCCAAAUUCUUCAUCUCUGAGAAAUUUCCUUUGCAAAAUAGCUACAUAGCUCAGAAGUUCAGAAAUAGACCAACGAGCAGCACCUAGGUCUUUGUGGGAUGAAAGUGGACAGCAAGACUGGUUUUUACUCUAUCAACUAGCAUUUCUGCAGAUCUUAACCCAUUAAAUAUGAAUGUAAUUAAGACUUUCUGUCCUCCUCCAGACAGCCAUGGGUUUAGUUUAUCAACAGCAUUGUAAAAUAUGUUGGCCUUUUUGGUGUAAUUUGUUGUGAUGUGAUUAAUAUUAUUCAUAGUAUUUAUAAACAAUCUAAUAUUCUUUUGUGAAGUGGUGCAAUUAUUAGUUCGUCUCUUUGCUUUAUUUCAAUUAACUCAAUCUAAAAGAGCUGAAAAUAAAACAAGCAAACACAA